Messenger RNA from Baudoinia panamericana UAMH 10762, 1368 nucleotides. RefSeq lists its product as uncharacterized. The coding region runs from base 1 to 1368 and encodes 455 amino acids. Gene Ontology annotation, cellular component: membrane. The transcript is spliced from 4 exons. NCBI's taxonomy places the organism in Eukaryota, Fungi, Ascomycota, Dothideomycetes, Mycosphaerellales, Teratosphaeriaceae. Gene Ontology annotation, biological process: regulation of peptide transport. The record is from RefSeq and is a predicted model, not a curated record.
AUGUCUUCUCUCGAGCCGCCGGUGCCAGCAAAUGCGGCAGAUGCAUUCACUCCCUACGGCACCAACGACGAGGCUGCAGCCAGUCGUUUCGCAUUGUCUUCCAAGACGUGGCAGCGAUGGCGAAGAGCAACUGGUCUGUUCCUCUUAGCCAUGACCGUGUUCUUGUGGACGGCUUCCAACUUCCUAGCCAGCACCAUCUUCGCCGACGACACCUACAGCAAACCCUACUUGAUGACAUAUAUCAACACGAGCUUCUUUAUCGUGCCGCUCCUGCCAAUACUAUUGCGACGAGCAUAUCACAACCGACGAGAGGUCAAGCAGUGGCUAGCGGAUUGGCGGAAUAACGCCCGUAUCAACAACAAUCCGAUCACCUCGCUGUAUGCUGGGAGUUCGCGCAGCGCCCGAAGGAGACAGUCCGCCAAUGCGUCGGAGGAGCAUUUGCUUGGGAGGUCAUCUGAGGCAGACGAGAGUCAAGACAACGCUAAGAGCACGAGCGUGCCUACCAAGGUGUCCGAGCCGGAGGGACCAAUGGACCUUGCAGAGAUUGCACGGCUAGCUUUCGAAUUUUGUCUGCUGUGGUUCGUUGCGAAUUACUUCACCGCCGCUUGCCUUCAGUACACGACCGUGGCAUCGUCGACAAUCCUAACAUCCACCAGCAGUAUAUUCACCCUCCUCUUCGGCGCUGUGUUUAAGGUAGAGCGUUUCACAUUGCGCAAACUAUUCGCCGUGAUUGCAUCUCUAGCCGGCAUCAUGCUUAUUAGUGGCGCUGACUUCUCCGGCGGGACAACGGACGACGAACAUCGUGGUGACUUCCCCGAGAAGACGCUUGGCGAGAUUGCACUUGGCGAUUCGCUUGCGCUCCUUUCCGCCGUCAUGUACGGGCUCUACGCUUCCUUCAUGAAGAAGCGCGUCGGCGACGAAAGUCGCGUCAGUCUACCGAUCUUUUUCGGCUUCGUUGGGCUCAUUAAUGUGGUAUUGCUCUGGCCAGGCUUCUUCAUCUUGCAUUUUGCGGGUUGGGAGACCUUCGAAUCGCCACCCACGAAGCGUGUUGUCAUGAUCAUUGUCGUCAACAGCCUUGCCAGCCUGAUCGCAGAUCUAGCUUGGGCAUAUGCAAUCCUACUUACCAGUCCCAUCGUGGUGACCGUUGGCCUGAGCAUGACGAUCCCGCUCAGCUUGAUUGGGCAGAUGGUGCUAAACAACCAGACCGCUGGCGUUGUGUAUUGGCUAGGCGCUGCGGUUGUGGUCCUCAGCUUUGUUUUUGUUAAUCAGGAGGAGAAGCAAGCUGGGAGCGAAGACAAGGUCGAUGGGGAGGAUAAUGUCUUUCGUGACGACCCAGAACGCAUCGUCGCUGCUCCGAGCGCCACUUGA